Culicoides brevitarsis is the source of this 3830-nucleotide messenger RNA. RefSeq names its product serine/threonine-protein kinase pakD. Lineage: Eukaryota; Metazoa; Arthropoda; Insecta; Diptera; Ceratopogonidae. The record is from RefSeq and is a predicted model, not a curated record. The transcript is spliced from 6 exons. Bases 522 to 3515 code for a protein of 997 amino acids.
GUCAUAUUGUACAAAAUUCUACGCUACUCACACACGUAAUUGCUUAAAUAUGUGGUCUCAUAAAAAAAUCUGAAAUAAAUAAAAAAAAAUAAAUAAGAAACGUGAUGAAAGAAGUGCCUCUGCGAAUGUUUUAUCAAUUUUUCAUUAUUUUAUUUUAUCAAAAAUAACAAAGUUCUGUGAUUUUGAGUGACUUACCGCGUUAAAAAUAGAACAGGAUAGCUUCGCAACCGUUUAAAAUUAUUAAAUCGAUAAGGGAAAUUCUGGAAAAAAUAACGUACAUGCAACCACCUAAAAAAAAAUAAAGGAAGAAAAAUAAAUAAUAAAAAAUCCAGAAAAUAGUGAAUAUUACCGUUAAAUCGAUAAAAAUUAGGAUUAAUGACCUACCAAUCGCUACCAUUAAAUCCAAUUACGCACAAAAGCAGUCAUUGUUGAUUCAAUAAUUUUUCACGUGCCUCCCAUUUUUAUUGAGAAAAUUUUUUUCGUGUAAUUCAGUGUGAAAUUUCAAAUCAAAAAUUGCAACGAUGGACACAACGAUGGAAGAGACAGAAGCGGAAAUGCAACACGAGUACAUGACUCAAGCGGAGAUAGAUGCAGAAUUUAAUUCACCAACACCCGAGCCACGCAGCCUUCUUCCACAAACGCCAGAACCUGUUGAAUUCGAACAACUUAUCGAAAAACUCGACGUAAUUCCAUCGAACGACAUCCAACUAGAACUCGUGCCGUGUCCCAUUUGCACGCGAAAAUUCGUGCCGGAAUCUCUCACGAAGCACGUUGGCAUUUGCGAAAAGAUGGCCAUGAAGAAGCGCAAAGUCUUCGAUUCGUCACGACAACGCAUCGAGGGAACAGAAUUAGCGAGUUACCGACCGCCUCCAUUGCCGGGCAUGCAGUCGCGGCACAACAGCAUCGACAAUAGCCAAAUGUCGAUGAGCAAGGUGACGCCACCGAAGACGACACCACUUCCACGAAAAUUCGAGAGAACUCCCAGUCUUGACAGGAAUACGAUGCGACAAGAGAGCAUAACAACGUCUUCAGCCACAUCAAAGAUGUCAUCAAAUGCAAAACGCGUGCCCGUGCAAGCCCAAAGUGAAAUGUGUCCCUAUUGCGAACGAACGUUCGGCUUCAAAGCGUACGACAGACACGUUGAGUGGUGCAAGGAAAAGGCACUCCUGAAACAAAUGAGUAGUAAUAACAAAGAAACAGUUUCCGCAGCGAAAGAACGUCUUCAGGCAAGAAUUAAAUACAAAGCACCUUCCUUAAAAACAAAACGACAACAAACCCGCGAAAAAUAUUCCGGAGGAAGUCUCAGUUGUAGCGGAUCCACAAACAGCUUAAAUGACCUCGGAAUUCCGAUGUUCAAACAGAAGGACUUUGGAAAAAGUGAUAAAAAGAAUAGUUUUUCAAUGGCCAACUCGAUGACGUCGUCCAUGACCAGUGAAAGUGGACUUUCCGACCGCAACUACGACCCGUUCAUGUCAGCGAAGCGACAACUGGAGGAGCUUUUUUCGCCGACGACGGGAACAUCGACCAGCACAUCGAAAAAUAACAAUACUACAACAACAACGACGCCCACGACAAACACAUCGAAUAAAACGACUUCGAAGAAUAAUUGCAGUAAUAGUCUCAUGACGAGCAGCAUGAAAGUGACGCCGAUCGUAAAGCCAUCGACACCGACGUCUUCUAUCCCGAGUCGUUCGAGUUUCCGUCGAACGUCGUCGCUGCGGCUCUCUAAGAAGGUCUCCAAGCCACUUUUCUCCCAAAAUACUCGAUCGAAUAUCCAGCGCGGCUUGUCUCCGGAUGACGGGCCUGUGUCUCCGCAUUUCGUGCGAGCCAACGAAUACGAUGAAAUUCCUAUUAAAUCGGCUUAUAAUGCAUUGCAUGCCAAUAAACCGAUGGGUACGCCCAGUAAGUCAUCGACUCCGAUAAGGGCGACACCGCCAAAAACUCCGUCAUUCGAUGACACGCCGAUUUUGAGACGUAACAACUCUGCCGACUUGCGUAAAAACCUGAAAUUGGAGCUGACGAAUCCGAAUGCGCCGGAUUUUUCGGUGUCGAAAACCGAUUCGCUCGCUGUCUUUUUGAAAUAUGAGAAAGAUUUGAAAGACAGCAGCACGUGUUUGACGGAGAAGGAUUUGAAGGACAAGAGUAACAGUUGUUUGAGCAAGCGAUCGUCCCUGAUAAACGAAUCCAAAGAGAAUAUUGUCGAAAAUGUGGAACGUCUUCCGGAAAUAGUCAACAAGACGCCUCCAUCGGCUCCGGCGACACCGAAUAACAAUCGCAUCUCGCCUCUUCUAAAGUUGGAGCCCAUCACGAAAAAUCAGCUCAUCACAAAUAACAACAAUAACAACAACAACAAACCAUUUAACAACAACAACGACUUGAUCUGCGACGCACUCGGACUAAAAGUCACCAAACUCUCCGACUCGGACAACAGUUCCAGCGGCAGUUCGAGCUCCGCAUCGGCAAAAAGCUCCUCAAAGCGCGACGAUACACCCGAAAAAUUCAUUCCUAAUCGCGGUUCCGGUCGAAAUGUGCUUCGGCGACAGGUGAAAUUGAGUAAAGACAGCAUCCUUUACGACUUUUCGCCCGACUCCGACCCAUAUUCCGAGGAGUGUGACCAGAAAAUUUCGCAACUCGAAGCGGAACGCGACAAUAAUCCGCAUUUCAAGCGCAACUUGAGCAACAAUGCCGACUCGGCGGACUUGGAAUCCAUUUUUGACGACUUUGACUUUGAGGAAUUCAUUUCGUCGUUCGAGGACGACGAGAAUUACCCGAUUUUCAAAGACUACAAAAAUAUUUUGCUGAGUCGCACGAUAAGUGAUAGUAAGAAUAUUGCUGCCAGAUCGGAAAUGGACACGGAUUUUGGGAGUCAGGGCAGGCAGACGCCGCGCAAUAGCUCGUCAAAUACCGCAAUGCAUGUGGGCGAGAAGGAAUUAAAGGUGCCAGCUGGCUUGAAAGUCAAUUUGGAUGAGUUGUCGCCGACGGAGAAGGAUUUGCUGAAGAGUGUGAGUGAGCUGAAUGACAUGUGCAGUCAAAGUACGUAUCCAGUGGAUUCGGAUGACCUUUCCAGCAUCGAUGGGUUUCCGUUGCGGAAACAAGCGGGCAGUAAAAUGAGUGCAGAUUCGGCGUAUGGAAGCAGCUUGUCGCGUCAAUCGCCGCCAGAACGUACCACAAACCGACGAAACAAGGCACGCGCCGUGGGUCUCACCGAUAUGCUUCGCAUGCCCGACAUCCAACAGAACAAAACGCCGAUGCAACGUCACCAACUUCGUCCGCGCGAAAAUAAUCUCAGCAUGAGUAGCAGUGGUUCCGAGUCGUCAUUGCCGCCGAUCAAUUCCAACUUGAAAACGCAAAAGAUGGAAUUGCAUCCGCACAGCGAAAAACAGUCAAAUCUUAUCAACAGUAGCGCUAGUGAAUGUAAACUUUCGAAAUUUUGUCACGAAUGUGGCUCGAGAUUCAAAGUCUCAUCUGCCAAAUUUUGCAUGGAUUGCGGCGUCAAGAGAAUUGCAAUUGAAUAAAAUUUAAUUUUAAACAAAAAAAAAUUAACUCCUACUAGUAAUUUUAAUAUUUAAAGAAAAACUAAAAAAAUACAAGAAAGCUGAAAGUCGUUAAGAGGUCACGUGACCAAAAGUGAAAUCUAGUUUUUUUUCGAGAAACGCACAGCGUUGUAAAAGUUCUUUGAAUAAAAAAAAAUUAAAACUAACUUUUAACCCUCAUUUAACAAAGAUUUCAGUCAUUAUAGGCACUAAUUUUUUCCUUAACACAAAACUCUCAUAAUAUAAUUUAGUCAUAAAAUAAAAAUUUUCAUUUAUUUUUGUUUUCUAACAAGACUG